AUGCGCGGCAAAACUACCCUGGCCGACUGCCUCAUAUCCAGCAAUGGAAUCAUCUCCAGCCGCCUGGCAGGCAAGUUACGGUACAUGGACAGCCGGGAGGACGAGCAGAUCCGGGGCAUCACCAUGAAGUCCAGCGCCAUCUCCCUGCAUUACGCACAAGGUGGCGAGGAGUACCUCAUCAACCUCAUAGACUCUCCGGGUCACGUGGACUUCUCCUCCGAAGUGUCCACGGCCGUUCGCAUUUGCGACGGGUGCAUCAUCGUGGUCGAUGCCGUGGAGGGAGUCUGCCCACAGACACAGGCAGUUCUGCGCCAGGCCUGGCUCGAAAACAUCCGGCCCGUGCUGGUGAUCAAUAAGAUCGAUCGCCUGAUCGUGGAGCUGAAGUUCACCCCGCAGGAGGCCUAUUCCCACCUCAAGAACAUCUUAGAGCAGAUUAAUGCGCUCACGGGAACUCUUUUUACUUCCAAAGUCCUAGAAGAGAGGGCGGAGAGAGAGAGCGAGUCCCCCGGGACCCCGGGGUCCGACCCGGAGCAGGUGUACGACUGGAGCACGGGCUUGGAGGACACGGACGACUCCCACCUGUACUUCUCCCCGGACCAGGGCAACGUGGUCUUCGCCAGCGCCAUCGACGGCUGGGGCUUCGGAAUUGAGCACUUUGCCCAAAUCUACAGUCAGAAAAUUGGCAUAAAAAAGGAAGUUCUUUUGAAAACAUUGUGGGGAGACUAUUACAUAAAUAUGAAGGCCAAGAAGAUCAUGAAGGUGGAUCAGGUAAUGGGC
This is a messenger RNA of Myotis lucifugus (little brown bat), 777 nucleotides long. RefSeq names its product elongation factor-like GTPase 1. Gene Ontology annotation, molecular function: GTP binding; GTPase activity; ribosome binding. The annotation marks the transcript as partial. The transcript has 7 exons. NCBI's taxonomy places the organism in Eukaryota, Metazoa, Chordata, Mammalia, Chiroptera, Vespertilionidae. Gene Ontology annotation, biological process: cytosolic ribosome assembly. Gene Ontology annotation, cellular component: cytosol; ribonucleoprotein complex. The record is from RefSeq and is a predicted model, not a curated record.